Molecule: messenger RNA, 759 nt
Organism: Aureobasidium musti
Lineage: Eukaryota; Fungi; Ascomycota; Dothideomycetes; Dothideales; Saccotheciaceae
Source: the annotation of a GenBank genome assembly
AUGACCAUCCUUCUCACCGGCGGCACAGGAAAGACCUCCUUGCGACUCGCUUCCCUACUCCAAGAUGCAAACAUCCCAGUCCUUUUGACUUCACACCGAGGCCCUUCUGCCACCUCCCUCGCUCCCACCAUCCGUUUCGAUUGGGACGACAAGGCCACCUGGACAACCCCUUUCUCAGCAGCCACAGACAUCAAAGCUAUCUAUCUUCUCAGCGGUCAAGUCGCCGACCCUGCACCUCUUCUCAACGACUUUAUCGAUUUUGCAAAGGCAAAGGGUGUCAGGAGGUUUGUGCUGUGCUCUGGCAGUACGUGUGAGAAAGGCGGUGCCUUUCAUGGCAAGAUCUGGCAGAAACUAGACGAUGAUGCAGAGCUUGAGUAUUGUGUUUUGAGACCUAGUUGGUUCAUGGAACCGGGAUUUGGGCAGUUGGAAACCAUCACGCAGAACAACAAGAUCUUCUCGGCCUGUAGCGAUGCAAAGAUCCCUUGGGUUUCUGCGGAUGAUAUUGCGAGGAUUACAGAGAAGCUUAGCAAACACUUGGGCAGAGAAAUCGUUCACGUCAACUUGUCUCCCGAGCAACGCAUCCAAGGCUUGAUGAAAGCCGGUUUGGCCCAACAUACUGCAGAGUUUCUGACCGGUAUUGAGACCAAGACUGCCGCAGGAGCAGAAUCGCUUACAGGCAAUGAUGUCGAGAUUGUGACUGGGAAGAAAGCGACUUCUUUCGAUGAGUUUGUCCAGACGAACAAGAGUGCUUGGUUGUGA